AUGAAUGCACUCGACUUCCUAGUGGAAUUCGUUCACCUUGAAGGCACCUCAGACCAUUUACUCCCGCAGCACAACCAAACCACCAACCCUUCCAAGCAUCCGAUAUGCAACACAGGAGCAAAGAUGAUGCCUUCAGCGCAUCCUAUAGCUUACGAGCAGUAUCAUUUCACACAGAAAGCAUCAGAACCAGAAACUACAUACAAUUUCACCACAAACCUAUUUCCUAAACAACACAUGUUUUCGGUAUCAACAAGUCAUUUGCCUGAUCCAAGCGUCAUCAACUUUGAACAUCACGACAUACCGCAACCUUCUAUAGAGCAUAACGAUCAUACAUCGCAGACACUCACUGGAUAUCCACAGAGAGAGCAAGGAGAUGAAUCGUCUCACGAAACAACUUCCAUCAUACCACAAGCAUACUACCAGCAAUCAAACAACCAUGCACCAUGGACUCCGGGCUACGAAGCCUCCAAAACCCACACUACUGUCCCGGACAUGCGGUACGACGCUCAAACACCCUACAUCUUCCAACCAACUCAACAAAAAGAAACCCACUACGUAUCCUUCUCCGAGGGCACCUCACCCGUCCAGAUCCACUGCAACAACACCACCUGCGGAUGCUGGGCCCAAAAACCACAAAGUUAUCACCCCACAGAAAACACAUGGCCGCCCUGGAACAUAACUCAAGUCCCAUAUGGUUCCGAAGUGCCACCCAUCUACAAUGAUUGGACAUUGGAAUCUACGAGGAGGUGUAAUUUUAGCACUGUCUAG
Messenger RNA from Bipolaris victoriae FI3, 768 nucleotides. RefSeq lists its product as hypothetical. The transcript has a single exon. The record is from RefSeq and is a predicted model, not a curated record. The coding region runs from base 1 to 768 and encodes 255 amino acids. NCBI's taxonomy places the organism in Eukaryota, Fungi, Ascomycota, Dothideomycetes, Pleosporales, Pleosporaceae.